Molecule: messenger RNA, 6761 nt
Organism: Bactrocera oleae (olive fruit fly)
Lineage: Eukaryota; Metazoa; Arthropoda; Insecta; Diptera; Tephritidae
Product: 43 kDa receptor-associated protein of the synapse
Biological process (GO): positive regulation of neuromuscular synaptic transmission; synaptic transmission, cholinergic
Cellular component (GO): plasma membrane; neuromuscular junction
Molecular function (GO): protein-membrane adaptor activity; acetylcholine receptor binding
Source: RefSeq, a predicted model, not a curated record
AAGGUAUAAUUAAACUAUAUUGAGUAAGCAGUUUAAUUUAGUAAAAUGUUAUCAUCAAAACUAAUUUCAGCAUUUUUUUCUGUCUAUAUAGCUCGAUUACCGAGCCAGUUAUGAUUUAAAUAAUUAUUUUGUGCGACUGGGAAAAUACGGGCAAUUAAUUAAUUUUGACCGUGUACAAGAGUGCUGAAAUUGGUGGAAGUUUAGGGCAUUUCGUAUUUGGUUGCAGUUAGUAUAUGAAAUCUAAGUUCUAUUCUGAAAUCUAACUCAUAGUAUACAUAUUUUAUUAUUAUUAAAUACUUAUAUUAAAAUGAAAUAAUCACUGGUAUUAUUAAUAUUACCGUCAAAGUCGGUACAUUUAACAGUGGCGAGUAAUUUUCAAAAAUUAGUAAAUUAGUGCGAUACUUGUAGAAUUUAAUUAAGUAACCACAUUUCCGAACAAACGAUGCUCUUUCAAUAUAGUCUAUGGCUGUGAAUGACGAUGACAUUCGUUACGCGCGUUUUUUAAAAUAUGCUAAAUUAAAUGUAUUUUUUCAAUCUUUUUAAGACAUUUUCUUAAUAUUGUAAGAACCUUCUACAGAGUAUUAGAAAACUAUAAAAAAAACUGCCAAAUCGGUCUAGCCGUUCUCAAGUUAUGGCGUGACAACGGGAAAAGGGUUUCAUUUUUAUAUAUAUAGAUUUGCAAUCCAGCUUGGAUAAACAUUUUCUCCGACUCUGUAAAAUGUAAAUUUUAUGAAAAUUGUUGGUAAGUCUAGUUAAGGCAUAAACCAUCGAUAGUCAAAAUAAACUAUCGAUUGUCAUAUACAUAUAUAGUACAUUAUUUUGCAGCUCUAUCAAAUAUUGUUUUUGCACGGUUUUGAUUUAACACGGUUGGAAAUAAAAACAUUUUGAAUUUUAUUCCAUUUCGCACGAUUCAAAAUUUUUUGGGCUUAAAUUUUAUUUGGCAGAUUUAAUUUCGGCGAAAUAUAAUAUGUUCAUAUCACAAAUUUAGAGGAAUUCCCAUUUUUUGUAUACAAGCAAAUUUGAAAUGUGUUAAUAUUUUGUGAACUAUCAACGCAUCAGAAGUGAUUGUUAAAGACAUUUUUUAUAGACAAAUUUGCUUUGAGUGCAUAUCUCUUUUGCUUUAAUAACUAUGCUUGUGUAAAUAUACAUUAUAUAUGUGAUUUUAUGUAAUAAAUAUAAAUUGUUUAUAAAAAGUCCUCAUUUUCACCACUUCUAUUGAGCUUUAAGAAUUAGAAACCAAUCACAUAUUUUUGUACGUGUAAGAACAGAAUGCCAACAUUCCCAACCACACAGUGCAAUAUAACUGUACAGUGAAAUUAUCAUUUUCGAAUAAAGAAAACGUUAUAGCUGGUGUAAAGAUCCACGGUACUGAGAUUUGAACUGGAGGUCAAAAUUUUAAAAUGAUUGGUACAAAUUUGCGCACAGUUUAUAUUUUAUUAAUAUGGUUUGUGAGAUACGUAUGACUGUAAGAUUAAGUGUUGGAGAGAAAUGUUGUCAAGGGCUCAAUUCAAACAUGCCAAUUGACAUAACGUACUCAAAGGAUCAAACUUAACCGGAUAUCACGCAGUAGCAAAUUCGUAAACUUAGUUGAUUUAAAAUACCGUAAUAUACGGCGAUUUACAGAAUUUUUGGAUCUAUUUUUCAUUUCUAUAUCGAUUUCUAAGUAGGUGGUGUAAAAAAAUAUAUUAACAUUUUUAAAUGCUACUAGUAAGUAGACUAAAUAAUAUUAAAUUGCCGCGUAUGUGAACAAGGAUACAGGCACAGAUGGCUGAAAAUAAAAUAAAGUUUCGAUCAUAAAAGGCGGAUUGAAAGGAUAACGAGCGAAAUUAUUCACUGUAUACUAAAGGUUAAUAAAUGAAAUGGAGGGAAAGGCGAACUCGAAGAAGUGUCAGUGAAUGUGUUUGUGGAUGACAACUGGAAUGUACAGACAACCGAUGACAUUUUGAGCAGAGAUAAAGAGAUGCCCAAAUCAUCUAUCACUGGAAAUGAGAGCGCAAUUGCUAAACGUCAAAACCUCCUGAACUCAGGCAACUGUCAAAAUUCAGGAGGUCUGAGGUUUAGCAAUUGGAAAAGGAGGGACGGCCAGAUUGAAAUCCUACAGAAAAAUAUGUGAACAGAGAAGUUUGUUACUGCUGUUGAAAAUCACAAACAAAAAUUGGAAAACAAUAAAAAUGAAAGAAAACGAAAAAUUGAAAUGUAUGUGAUGAAAUCUUUUGUGAUGCCAUGCUCCGUAGUAUUAAUUGUCAAUUGAAAAUGAUAAAAAACAUUUACUAAAUAAGAGUUAAUAUAUUUUUUCUCUCUUUAAGUAUUGAAAGUUCAAAAAUCAGUUGUUUUAAUAUAUCACAAAAUCACAAAAACGAAUUUAAAUAGUUCUCCCAUAUGUUUAACGGAUACUUGUAUAAUAAUAUUUAAUCUUAAUAAAUGUUGGGUAUUAUAAUUUAAAUGCCCAAAAAUUAUUAUUUUGUCCGAUCUGGCUACAGUCGAAAAUGUUAUAAAAAACGCCAGUUUUGAGGCGCUCUCACACUGGAAAGAGUUGGGCAUUCCAUUAUCCCUGAUUUUGAGCAGAGCAUCAACAACUAGUGACGAAUUAUUUUAAUUUGAGUUGAGAAGAGUCACGUCGAGCAGGGCAGAACGAAAGGACAGCGAGGGCCUGUUCAUUACUUUCAAAAAAAAAGUAUAAUAAAGUAUUGUAACUUAGUAGACGCGGUAUAAUCAUGUCAUGGGAGAGCAUAUCUUCAAAGGAUCUUCUCAGUAUACCGCAUAGCCAUAAUUUAUCAGCAACACAUUUGCUUGCAUCGCCGGAUGGUUCGCGUUACUUAUUGGAAAACUUCAAUGAUCUGAGUCAAUUAGAUGAAAGCUAUUCAAGACUGGCUGGUUGUGGGUCCAGCCCUGAUGGCACAUCGCUUUGGGCGCGGCAUGGAAUAUCUGCCUCUCAUAAUUCAAUUAUUAAUUGUUUUUUGGUUUGUCAACGCAGUUUAAAACAGUAUAUGGCACGACGAAAGAUUGAACGAGGUUUGCGUCUUUAUGAACAACAUGAUCAAAAUGCUGCGGUACGCAUUUGGCGAAGCGCUUUGAAAGCGACUGAUCGCCGUGAAGAUUGUUUUCAAUUACUAGGUUAUCUUUAUCAAGCGCAUAUGGAUUGGGGUAAAUAUCGUGAAGCGAUAGAAUUCGGACAUCGGCAGUUAGGAAUAUCUGAAGAGUUGGAUUCACCUACAAUGCGUGCGGAAACUUAUCUAAAUUUGGCGAGAGCCCACGAGCGUCUAGGCGGUCUGGAACGUGCUCUCAGUUAUGCACGCCAUUCCCUGUAUAACGAAUGUGGGACCCAAUGUCGAACUGGAGGCCUUGUGCAUUUGACAGUGGCACGCGUUUACUUGGAGAUGGGAGGAUUUUCGCGUGCUCUUGAGGGCUUGCAAGGGGCACAUAAGAUAGCCACUUCUAUAGGUGAUCCAUCGCUUGAGUUGCAGGUAUAUGUGACGCUGUCUGAGCUGUUCGGUCGCCUUCAGGAUAAUAAUAAGAGUGCAACCUAUGCAUCUAAGGCAUAUGAUUUAUCGCGCUCUUUACAGCUGGGUGAUCUCAAUUCGUCACACCAUCGCGCUGCAUUGUUGCGGAUGGCGGCUGCUCUCCGCAAACAAGGCGAUCUGGGUGACGCGCAUGACUAUUGUAUGGAAGCCACUCGCCUUGCGUUGAUUUCUGGAGAUCAAGCAACGUAUACCCGCAGCUUACGAGUAAUGGGUGAUAUAUAUCGCAAGAAAGUGGACAUGGAUCGCGCUUUUCGGCAAUAUGAACAAGCUAUGGGAACUUCUGCUGCAUUGGGCGAUCGCAUGGCACAAAUGGAAGCAAUGGAUGGAGCUGCGCGCUGCUUAGAAUCAUUGCGGAUACAGCAAAAAAUUUGUAAUUGCCGGCCACUUGAAUUUAAUACGCGUUUGCUUGAGGUUGCAAGCUCCAUUGGUUCCAAGCUUUUGGUGCGUAGAAUAAGGAGUCGUCUUGCUCUUAUCUAUCGUGCUUUAGGCGAUGAAGAACAGUACAGUACACAUUUGCGAUUAGCGGGUCAAACAGAUGCAGCGCUUGGGCUGUUUUGCGGUGCAUGCGGCGAUACUUUUGGCCUGGAGCCAAACUCAAUAGAGGCAUUACCAUGUGCUCAUAUCCUACAUGCACGCUGCGCUCAUGAUCUUUUGCGACGGCGAGAGAAGGGCGCCUCUCGUGCUUGUCCAGCAUGUAAUAAACUAUUGAGCUCUCGACUUCAUCUUUGUGGUAAUGAAAGCAGUUGUGGUCCUGGUGGAGGCAGUGGACCCACCAACAGCUUAAAUAUCAAUGAUACUGCUGCUGACGGUUUACUGACAAUCGAUACGGGUGAUAUUAUGCCGCCACUUUGCGCAGCGAACGGUAGAGUUGUAUAUAAUUCCAAUGAAAAGACGAUCAUCUGUAACGGCUUGACCAGUGCUGCGCCAAAUGUUGACAGCACCGCUUUGCUAUUGACCACAAAUUCAUCACCAAAACCAUUGUACCGGAGUAAUUUAUCUUUGGCAUCCCUGAGUUUGCGUGCUUCUAGUUUAACUAUUGAUAGCUCCCGAAAUGCCACGUCGUCGGUUUAGAAAAGAUUGCAAGAUUGUUAUGACCAAAAAUGACUAGAAAUAACGAAAUAAUAAAGUACCAACAACCAGACUGUAAAAAAAAUAGCUGAAGAUACCAUAUAUAUAGAUACGUACCCAUACUCAUAUUCAACUAGGUUUGUUGCAUUGAGGUCUGUUAAAAAUUGCAGACAAUGUUAUUUUAAAAAGGGUUCAAUAUUAAAGAGGCUGGAAAUUCGUGGAAAAAGUGAAUAUUCAAAACAAUGUACCUACUUGUAAUCAUAGAAAAAUGAAUGAUGAAAUGAAAGAUUAAAGAAGAAAGUGAGAGAGAGAGUUCUAUUAUUUGUAGUAUAAACCACAUAUUUAUAAGUCCUAUAUAAAAUUAAUUUUUUGUACAAAAACAUACUUAUCCCACAAUACACCUCACUGAAGCAGUCUCUAAGUCCCUAUUUGAGACAUUUUAAAGUAAAAUCGCAAUUUGUGACAAGUUACUAUUUACGAUGCAGUCAGAAAAUACUGUCUAAAAUUUGUCAUCUCAUAGUAAGCAGGUCACAAAACUAAUAAGAAUUCUUGUUUUCCAUUUUGAAUAUACUGACAUUUCACUUAUAUAGAUCAUCAUAGAUAUUAAUCGAUUAUCGAUUUUUUAUGUUUUGUAAGCAACUCAAAUACGUAAAAGUUAAAAUAAAAUCAAUUUCAAAUAAAUUUCGUUACUAUUGUGACUCAAAGUCAACAUUUUUUUUUUAUUGGUAAUUAUGCUUUUUGAGUGCGUUAUAGAAAAUUUAAUAUUUGUUGUUUGUUUCGUUGCUGUUUCUCAAUUUUUAUAUACAGUUUUGCACACAUCUAACUUUUCAGAUAUAAUUUUUCAUAAUAUAAAAGAUCAAAACUAAAAUUCAACUAUAUAGUCUGCCAAUUUAUAAAUUAUUGUAUUCGACCUGUGAUUUUGAGAUGGUUUAAUAUAUUUAAAAUAUAUUCAAGUUUAAUUUUUAAUUAUUACAAAAUAUCGAGACUGGCGCUGUAAGAGAGCUAUCAGCUGACUCGUUUCCACGGGAUAAAUCCAAUUUUCGUGGAUAUCCCACGUUACGGACGGUAGAAGUGGUGGUGAUUGUUCAUUUACAUUACGCUCUCAUAAGAUAGGUUGAAUCAAGUGAAACAGUAUACGCUUUUGAGUCGUUCACUAAUUGAAGCAUUAAAGACACAAGCGAAGAUCGUAAAAUGAGAACUUAAGUAUUAAGCACAUUGAAGACAGCAGGUAACUAGUUUUCAUUUCUUGAGAGAGUCCAUUGACAAAUUAUUGUCAGCCGUUUGAUGUAAAAGGUAGAGUAAUAGACCAAGAAGUUAAAUAAAAUCAUGGAAAAAUUAAUUAUAUAAGUGGUUGUUAGCACCUUUUUAGGUCUGCAUUAAAUAGGCUGGAACUAACAGACGGUAUGUUUAAUUAAAGCAGGGAAUCCCUUAUGGAAUGAAGAAAUAUUAUUACAUAAUAAAAUUAAUGAAUUUCAAUUCUGGUGCCAUUGAACUACUACUUUGUUACAUAUACUAAUAUUUCGUUUGUGAAUAUUUAUUAUUCACACCAUUAUCAAUUAUUUUCAUUAAGUGUUCGGGGUAAUUCUGUAUAUCUGUAUGUACAUAUGUACAAUUUUUUUCUUUAAUUAACUCUUUCUCUCUCGCUUUCUUUUGAAUGUUAUAUUUUGUGUGCUUCCUGUCUGUCUAAGGCAAACUGCUCAAAUAUAUUGUAGUUAGUAAUUACCAUAAUUCUAUGAAUAGUUUUAACGGUUUUAAGCUAAAUAAAUAUUUACUAAUGUUAAGCGAUUAGUACCUUAAAAUAUUGUUAACAGAAUAUUAAGUAAGUUACCUGCUUGUAAAACUUAAGAAACGAAAGAGAUAACUUGAUGGAGUAAUUGAAUGAAAAUAUCAUCAAUCCAAUGUAAUCAAUUUAUGCGCUACAUAUCAAUGAUUUGCUUACACAAAUUUUUGUUUAAUGAUUAUUAUUAUAUUGACAUAGAUAUUGUAUAAAAUUUCCAAUAAUAAAUUCAAAAUAUAAUUUUAAGUUUAAGCCGGAUAGGGCGUGAUCAGAAGCUGUUAAAAUUACACAGUUUCAAACUGGUUGCUCCCAAAUUAUGACGCAAUAUACAACCAGCUCUAAGAAAGACAGUAUUAAAAAAGGGUCGUAACGCCUCUCAUAUCUAUGAAUUGAAA